This is a messenger RNA of Gigantopelta aegis, 1307 nucleotides long. RefSeq names its product phenazine biosynthesis-like domain-containing protein 1. The record is from RefSeq and is a predicted model, not a curated record. The coding region runs from base 70 to 924 and encodes 284 amino acids. Lineage: Eukaryota; Metazoa; Mollusca; Gastropoda; Neomphalida; Peltospiridae. The transcript is spliced from 9 exons. Gene Ontology annotation, biological process: biosynthetic process. Gene Ontology annotation, cellular component: cytoplasm. Gene Ontology annotation, molecular function: isomerase activity.
UACAUAUACACAACACAGCUGUUCUAGUGUUACUGAAGAUACAUAGGGAAGAAAGUCACUGUUGUCGCUAUGUCACGUGUCAUUAACCUGCCUAUUUACACCGUGGACGCCUUCACCGACGUCGUGUUCAAAGGCAACCCAGCGGCUGUCUGUCCGCUGUCAGACGACACAUUGUGUGAUGAAGUUCUUCAGAAGAUUGCUGCGGAAAUGAACCUGUCGGAAACGGCCUUCAUUAGACUUCUCGACCAGGGCGACACAUUCGAGAAAAGUGCUACUUUCGGAUUGAGAUGGUUUACCCCGGCUACUGAAGUGAAACUGUGUGGACAUGCUACGUUAGCUUCGGCCGCCAUUCUUUUUAACAAACUAGGUAAUCAGUCGGAUAAAAUCGUCUUCAAAACUCUGAGUGGAGACCUUAUUGUUGGAAGGGAUGGAGACUGGGUGGUCAUGGACUUCCCUCUUGGAAGAACAGUCAGCCAUAGUAAGGACAAGUAUGGCGCUUUGAUCAAGAGUCUUGGAGAUAUUCCUGGAGUUGAAGACCUGGUGUACUGUAAAUCGCUGAGAUAUUUGUUAAUAAGACUCAAAGAUGGCUGGUCAAGAUGUCAGUUUGAAGACUGGACACCGGACAUUAAUCAGAUGCAGCCAUCGACCGAUGACCUGUUUGUGUUAAUUGUAACCACUCGGGCUCUGCUGGUCAGGGUUUCCAGGACAAUAAAGGGAAAGAGUAUGACUUUGUUUCCAGGGUGUUUGGUCCAUGGGCAGGUAUUCCUGAAGACCCCGUUACGGGCUCAGCUCAAACAGUUCUGGCUGACUACUGGUCUAAGGAGUGUGGCAAAACCGAAUUUUUCACUCGCCAGUGUUCAAGACGUGCUGGAGAAAUCGGUAUUCGCCUCAAGGGAGAUCGCGUGGAAAUCCGCGGUAAAAUAGUCACAGUGCUGGACGGGUCCUUGUGUCUUUCAUUGGCUGAUUGAUACACCAUCCACCAAUCAAACGCAUCAACGUUCAAAGUGCACUUCAUUUUAUUUCAACUUAUUUUCGUGCUUAUAUCCAAUUAAGGUUCAAGCACGCUGUCCUGGGCACACACACCUCAGCUAUCUGGGCCGUCUGUCCAGAACAGUGGGUUAGUUGUUAGUUGGUUAGUGAUUAGUGAGAGAGAAGAGGGUGUAGUGGCCUUACACCUACCUACCCAGUGAGCCCUAAAGAACUCGCUCUGGGUUGGAGCCGGUACCGAGCUGCGAACAAGUUAAAUUAAUUUGCUUGUACAGUCACAUAAUUUUUUUUUUUUAAUUGAAUAAAUGUAAAAGCGGUCA